This is a messenger RNA of Danio rerio (zebrafish), 2620 nucleotides long. RefSeq names its product Wnt ligand secretion mediator (gene wls). Gene Ontology annotation, molecular function: Wnt-protein binding. The record is from RefSeq and is marked validated. Lineage: Eukaryota; Metazoa; Chordata; Actinopteri; Cypriniformes; Danionidae. Gene Ontology annotation, cellular component: Golgi membrane. Gene Ontology annotation, biological process: Wnt signaling pathway.
CAACGCAGGCAAUUGACUAGGGUUUGAGACGCGCUCUCAAUCUCGGGCAGCGCACUGGUCCACCUGGAUGCCGUGAAUUUCGCCUGCUUGCUUUCAAUCCUGUCUGAAGACGCACUUUGAAAAUGGCUGGGGCAAUUAUUGAGAAUAUGAGCACCAAAAAGUUGGUGAUUCUGGGAGUGAUUCUCAUGUUAUUCCAAGCGUUUUCCUUUAUGGUCGGAGGGCUGAUUGCUCCGAGCCCCACCGCUGCCGUUUCCUAUCUGGCCACCAAGUGUGUGGACAAUGAGAAGACCCACCAUAAGAACCCCAAGUGGUUCACGCCAUGGGGCCCGGACCAGUGCAGCAAGAUCAAAGACUUUGAUGAGGCCAUGGUCAAGAAAAUCGAGGCUAACAAUAUCGUGUUUGCCAUCCACAUUCCCCCGCCCAACACAGAGAUGAGUACCUGGUUUCAGUUCCUGUUGUUGAUCCUCCAUUUCGACAUCGCCUUCAAAAUUCAAAACCAGAUUGCGGAUGGAGCUUCGAUCACCAUUGAUGUCAGGCUGGCCUACAGAGACGACAAACUGAGCGAGUGGACACAGAUGGCCCAUUCCGUAGAGCAACGCAAACUCAGCUGCAAUUUCACUGCAGCAAAGACUAUAGAAAAUGAGGGUCGCCUCUAUGAUUGUGACCUGUUGCCCUUUAUGGAGCUUGGCAGUGUGGCCCAUAAGUACUAUCUUCUCAAUGUCCGACUGCCUGUUAAUGAACGAAAAAAGGUCAACAUCGGGAUUGGAGAAAUCAACGACAUGCGUCUUGUGGGCAUUCAUCAAAAUGGUGGCUUCACCAAGGUUUGGUUUGCCAUGAAGACGUUCCUCACUCCCAGCGUCCUUAUUAUUAUGAUCUGGUACUGGAAGAGAAUCACUCAGAUGACCAGACCACCUGUCCUGCUGGAAAAGGUCAUCUUCGCUCUGGGAAUCUCCAUGACCUUCAUAAAUAUCCCAGUGGAGUGGUUCUCUGUGGGCUUUGACUGGACCUGGAUGCUGCUGUUUGGUGACAUCCGUCAGGGCAUCUUCUACGCCAUGCUGCUCUCCUUCUGGAUCAUCUUCUGUGGAGAGCACCUCAUGGACCAGACUGAGAGGAACCGCUUUUCAGUGUACUGGAAGCAGGUUAUACCCAUUGUCUUUGGCUCCUUCUGCCUUUUCAUAUUUGAUAUGUGCGAGAGAGGAGUACAGCUAAAGAAUCCUUUCUACAGUAUCUGGGCAUCAGAUGUCGGGACAGAACUGGCUAUGGCCUUCAUCAUUGUCGCAGGAAUCUGUGCAUGCCUCUACUUUUUGUUCCUGUGCUUCAUGGUGUUCCAAGUGUUCAGGAACAUCAGCGGGAAAAGGUCGUGUUUGCCUGCUAUGACUAAGGCUCGUCGACUGCACUAUGAGGGUCUCAUCUUCCGCUUCAAAUUCCUGAUGUUGGUCACGCUAGCAUGUGCUGCCAUGACUGUCAUUUUCUUCAUCAUAAGCCAGGUGAGUGAGGGUCACUGGCUCUGGGGCGGGCACACGGUUCAGGUGAACAGUGCCUUCUUCACUGGCAUCUAUGGAAUGUGGAACCUUUACGUGUUUGCCCUCAUGUUUCUCUACGCACCGUCGCACAAACGCUAUGGAGAUGAGCAGUCAAGCGCUGAUCAGGCUGGAAACAGCGGUGAAGACACACAGCUGACCACCACCAUCACACAUGUCGACGGACCCACAGAGAUCUACAAAAUGACUGGCAAAGAAGCUCAAGAAUAACCUCUACCCAGAGUUCAACACGCGUCUCAAGUUCUGCUUUUGUGUGUCCUGUUUGGUCCCCUGCAUUUCAGACAAAUAUAAACCGAUAUUAAGCCUCUUUUUUUCAACGUUUGAUUUCCAUCCCACUGCGUGUCAGUUUAAGAACAGCUGCUUGUGGAGAAAAAAAGUGGAGUUGCACACCAUCUUGUGGGUGCAAGAAGAAAUUCAGAAGCCGUUCUCGCAUUGUGGAUGGAAAAAGACACUGGUGUUUUGCAAGGACCAAUACAUGGAGGAAAGAAAAAACAAGGUCCUUUUCCUAUAAUCACGCAGCAAUUAUUUCCUGCUUCUAUAUUUUGUAUCUGAGAUAAUGGCUUUCCCUUCAUUUCUUAACCUCAAAACAAGGAAGAACAACACUGUCAACAUGCUGUAUAGUUACUUAUGUUUCUGUCAGUUGAUCCUUCCUCAUCUGACUUCCUUAAACACUCCCUGCCAAAUGUAAACACGGUAUAAACAUGAAUGACUGAGUUCAAACCAAGAGCUAGGGACGGACGUCACUUCACGUACCAAUAGAUAGAUUCAGGUCCUUAUGUUCUGAAUGGCAAACACUAUGUUCAUUAUGUUACGAUGUAGAGAUCUAUUUUUUAUAAAGUGCUUAUUUUCAUCUGUAUGAAAGUAUUAGUGGCUGUAUUGUAUCAUCUUUUUGAGGUUUUUCGAUUAUAUCACAUUGGAAAUUUAGGGUUUUGUUUGUUUUUUCAUGCUUUUUAUGCAAAUUUAAAUAAUAAAAAACACAUUUUAGAUUUGCUUGGUUAAUGGGACUUUGCUUGAAAUGAUGGUAUAUAUGCACAAAAAGAUGCUCUACAACAAUAAAUCUCAAAAUUACACUAUCACUG